Messenger RNA from Colletotrichum phormii, 396 nucleotides. RefSeq lists its product as uncharacterized. The transcript has 2 exons. The record is from RefSeq and is a predicted model, not a curated record. NCBI's taxonomy places the organism in Eukaryota, Fungi, Ascomycota, Sordariomycetes, Glomerellales, Glomerellaceae. The coding region runs from base 1 to 396 and encodes 131 amino acids.
AUGGCACCCCAAAAACAAUCCGAACGCCUCAAACACGUCGCCGCAAAGGCAAACUCCUCCAACCCUUCGCAACUAGGCGACCCCGUCUCCCUCAAAGCCGAAGUCUCGAAGCUUUCGCCGACGGAAGAAGACUUGGGCGCAGCAGCGGACUCCAAGACGCCCUCCUCCUCUUCCAAGCAGCAGUCCGGCGGUGCUGCGGGAGGCGCCAAGAACUCGGACGGGUCCCCCGUGCAGGACUAUGACAAGAGACGGUUAAAGGAUGUUGCCAUGGAGAACCUCGAGAGCGGGAACCCUUCGCAGUUGGGGGAUCCGGUUAGUCUCAAGGCCGAGGUUACGGAGAAGGAUCCGGCGCCGGGGAGGGCUGAUGGGCAGAGGGUGGAGAAGUCGAAGCUCUGA